CUGUUAUGCCAUAAAUCGGGUGACAAUUAGCGGCCAAAUCGGUGUCCAAUAAUGUCAGACAGAGUGUUGUCAUCCAUGUCUUCGGGCGCAUCACUGCCGCCAUUGCCUCCAAUGCCUGCCAUCGCCGGCGAUGGCAUCGAAUCCAAUGGUCUGCUCUCUCCAAGAGUUCAGUUGGCGCUCAUAAUCGGCGCACCGGUUGUGUUGGGAACCGGUCUUUGUCUCUAUUACUACUACUAUCGCCACAAACCCGAUGACAAGGGGAGCGACAGGAAAGGCAACUCAACUAAACCCAAGACCAUUGCCAACAAUGAACCCAAUCUAGAGGAUCCGCUGCAGCGGGCGAUUCACGUGAAGAAUUUGGGCAAUAAAUUCUUCAAAGACAUGAAAUAUCGAGAAGCGAUCGAUUGCUAUACGAAAGCCAUCAGAGAGUGUCCGACCAAUAAAGAGGAAGAGUUGGCCACUUUCUACCAGAACAGAGCCGCCUGUCAUGAGAUGCUGAAGAUGUACGAAGAGGUGAUCGACGACUGCGAUAAAGCUGUUGAACACAACAAACGUUAUAUCAAAGCAUUGGUCCGCAGAGCCAAAGCUUACGAAUCUUUGGGUGAUAUGAGUAGCGCUCUGUUCAACAUCACUGCUGUCUGUAUUCUGGAACAGUUUGGUAAUCAGCCCAACCUCUUGAUGACUGAUCGCCUGCUUCGGGAACAAAGCAAACUAAAAGCCAAAGCGCUGUUUAGAACUCGGAGCCCACGCCUGCCGUCCGAGCACUUCAUUGCCCACUAUUUCAUGUCGUAUUCCAACGAUCCUAUACUCAAGAGUUGCGAACCCAAAGACAUUAUCAAUCAUUUGGAAACUCUUCGUCUAAAACAAAACGAAUCCAAUAAAUCAUUGCAGGAAUUCCUUCUCUUAAAUGGAACGCUUGAGAUAUUGAAGGGUAAUAUCGAAAGCGGCGAAAAGGAGUUGGAAAAACUUAUCAAUUUAGACGAUUGUGAGAUUGAUAUCAAAGUGAAUGCAUUGAUUAAAUUGGGAACAAUUAAAGUGCAAGAGAUUGGCCGCGAAGACAGUUUCAAUUUGGCGCUCGAGUGUUUCGAGAGAGCAAUCAAAUUGAAUGACAAGAAUCCAGACAUUUAUCUCCAUAGAGCACAGAUCUAUCUAUUGUCUGAACGAGUGGAGGACGCCUACAAAGACUUAGAGCUUUGCUGUCAAUUGAAUGAUACAUUCGCCUCGGCUUUCGCUCAAAAACUAUACGUUCAGUUCCGGUGUGGCGUCAGAUAUAACGACGACUCCACUACCAAUAAAGCGCUCAAAGGUUUUGAGACUGCGAUUAAGAAAUUUAGCGAAUCGAGUGAAUUGUUCUCACUUUACGCUCAAGCAUUGAUGGAAAAGGGAAACUUUGAAAAGGCCGAGGAAUACUUCAGUAAAGCCAUUGAAAAGGAUCCCAAAGACGGCAACCUUUAUGUUCAUAAAGGAAUCCUAUUCUUGAAUUCCAGUAACGAUGUGGACAAAGCCAUCAAAUUAUUGGAGGAGGGCAAGACGGCGGACCCCACGUGUCAGUUCGCGUACGAGAUGUUGGGCAGUAUAGCGGUUCAGAAGGGCUUUCUGGCCGACGGUAUCGCGCAUUUUGACUGUGCGCUGGAUUUGGCGCAAACAGAACUGGAUUGCGCUCAUCUCUACUCACUUAGAGAUGCGGCCGAAGCCCAGCAAAAGGCAACAAAACUACUCGAUAUAGAGUUACCAUCCAAUCUGUAGAUGACUAUAACGGACACAUCAAUUGCUUUUUUACCUACAUUUUCACGUAUAUAAUGACCAACGGAUUAAUUUGUAAUUUCAAUUAAUAGAUUAGCGUAUAUUUUAUUAAAUAUUAAUUAUGGUUUUAUAAUUUGAUUAAUAAAUUAAUUUGUUAGUAAAUGGACACCUCUUUUUUGAGAGAUACACACAUUAAUUGCAUGAUUUGAAUGCUUUAAACUUUAAAGCGAUAUCAAGUUUAUACUAAAUUGUAUUUAACUUAAUGUUUUUGUGCGAAUAACUCAUUUUAAAUAAGGGCAUAUGACUGACAACC
Medioppia subpectinata is the source of this 2056-nucleotide messenger RNA. NCBI's taxonomy places the organism in Eukaryota, Metazoa, Arthropoda, Arachnida, Sarcoptiformes, Oppiidae. The record is from the annotation of a GenBank genome assembly.